This is a messenger RNA of Ilex paraguariensis (yerba mate), 1407 nucleotides long. Lineage: Eukaryota; Viridiplantae; Streptophyta; Magnoliopsida; Aquifoliales; Aquifoliaceae. The record is from the annotation of a GenBank genome assembly.
AUGGGAACUCAAGCUCCAAAUGAUGAUAACUCUUUCAUUCCCACAUCGGCUCCUGCUGAUUACGAAUCGUAUAAACCCACUAAUAUUGAAAGGACAGCAGAGGAGAAGGCAAUUGAUGAUUGGCUUCCGAUCACUUCAUCAAGAAACGCAAAAUGGUGGUACUCAGCUUUCCACAAUGUCACCGCCAUGGUUGGAGCUGGAGUCUUAAGUCUCCCUUCUGCCAUGGCAGCUCUUGGAUGGGGGCCUGGUGUGGUUAUACUAAUACUAUCAUGGCUCAUCACCUUAUACACCUUAUGGCAAAUGGUUGAGAUGCAUGAAAUGGUUCCGGGGAAGCGGUUCGAUCGAUACCAUGAAUUGGGUCAGCAUGCUUUUGGAGAAAAGCUGGGACUUUAUAUUGUUGUACCUCAGCAGUUAGUUUGUGAAGUUGGUGUGAACAUAGUUUAUAUGGUCACUGGAGGGAAGUCUCUGAAGAAGUUCCAUGAAACAGUGUGUGGAAGCUGCCAAAAACUCAAACUUACCUACUUCAUAAUGAUCUUCGCUUCUGUCCAUUUCGUGCUCUCGCACCUUCCAAACUUCAACUCUAUUUCUGGGGUCUCUCUGGCUGCAGCGGUCAUGUCUUUGAGCUACUCAACAAUCGCUUGGACAGCCUCUGUUCAUAAGGGUGUGCAAGAAGAUGUGCAAUAUGGCUACAAAGCAACCACCACACCAGGAACUGUGUUUAACUUCUUUACUGCUUUGGGCGAUGUGGCUUUCGCCUAUGCCGGCCACAACGUCGUCUUGGAGAUCCAAGCAACCAUCCCUUCUACACCUGACAAGCCUUCAAAAGGACCAAUGUGGAAAGGAGUGCUCAUAGCAUAUUUCGUCGUUGCCUUGUGCUACUUCCCCGUUGCCCUGAUUGGGUAUCGGAUGUUUGGGAAUUCAGUCGAAGACAAUAUACUCAUCUCCUUAGAGAGGCCUGCAUGGCUUAUUGCAAUGGCUAACAUGUUCGUUGUUGUCCAUGUAAUCGGAAGUUAUCAGAUAUAUGCCAUGCCAGUCUUUGACAUGAUAGAAACCGUGCUGGUGAAAAAACUGUGGUUCAAACCCAGCACUACACUACGGUUUAUUUCGCGGAACAUUUACGUGGCACUUACAAUGUUCGUAGCCAUUACCUUCCCGUUCUUUGGUGGUCUUCUGGGGUUUUUCGGGGGAUUUGCUUUUGCCCCAACAACAUACUUUCUUCCUUGCAUCAUGUGGCUUGCAAUUUACAAACCAAAGAAGUUCAGCUUAUCUUGGUGUGCUAACUGGAGUGAGUUUUCACCAGUUCUUGCUGGAAUGAUGAUGGAGUAUUGUUUUUUCCCUAUUUUUAUGGCCGUGGCUAUAAGCUAUUCAAGAGAUAUCGACUUGCAUUUUGGCCAUGGCAACAUCUAA